CUCCAAUUUGACAGCUUCUCCUUAUCCCCCAUCUUUCCACCCUCUCAACUACCAUUCACUAAGACUACAUAACCUAGCUUCCUCCUCUUCGUUGCAAGCAUUGUGACGUAUUUUCACCCAUCACCAACAAACAUGGCAACAAUCACUCUUCCACCAUCGGAUGCAAAAUAUAGAUUCAGCAUUGUGCCAAACAUCUUCAAACAAGCUCUUGCUGAUACUGAUGCUGAUGCUUUUGAUUAUGCAAAGGAAAACUUCGGUCUCAUAGACCAAGUAUAUCCUUCAGAUGACACACUGGAGGACGCAAGUGGAAAAACACAAUGGCAGAGGUUCGAACACUACAUUCAUGAGUUGAACAAAAAUGCUUCUCCAGGCGUCGAGUACAAAGUCCUCUACCUCGGUCGCCACGGUCAAGGAUACCACAAUGUCGCUGAAACACGCUAUGGCACUAAGUUAUGGGAUUCAUACUGGGCAAAACAAGAAGGAGACGAACACGCCAAUUGGGCAGACGCCCAUCUCACCCCCAUCGGCAAACAGCAAGCUCUAGACGUAAACACCUUCUGGCGCUCCGCUCUAGCACAAGCCAAAAUCCCAGCCCCAGAAAUCUACUACACCUCCCCCUUUUACCGCUGUCUUCAAACCUCUUGGCUAUCCUUCCACGACCUACCACUCCCUUCCUCUCGUCCUUUUACACCCAUCGUCGUCGAAGGCCUUCGCGAAACAAAUGGCGUACACACUUGUGACCGCCGUGGCCCUAGCUCUAUUAUCCGUGCCGACUUUCCCAGCUACAGUUUGGAUCCUGCACUCCCGGAGACUGAUGAAACAUGGACGCCCGAGUACAGAGAAAAGCCCACGGAACACAUCCUUCGCGAACACGCUUUCUUGGAAAAGGUUUGGGGAGAACGGGAGGGUGUGCAGUGGGUGAGCUUUACAGCGCAUUCGGGGACUUGUGCGGCUGUUUUGGGGGCGGUGGGCCACAGGAGGUUUGGAUUGCCUACUGGAGGUGUCAUUCCUAUAGUCGUCAAGGGUGAGAAGUUAAAGGCUUAGAGAAGUGUUUUACAAAAGGGGAAAUUGCAAGAGGAAAAGGAGAGAGGAACAGGGCAAAUUAGAAAAGGAAUAGAUUGAGUGGAACGUCUGUCCGCGUCAUUGAUAUUUGCUUCUUUCGUAGCACGAUAUGAUGUUGCGAGAGAGAUGGUGGUGAACGUGUCGGCAUACGACAACAUACUUUAGAUGAACAACGUUCGAAAUCGCACAUACCAUUAAUCAUGACCGCAUUAUCAAU
Messenger RNA from Aureobasidium subglaciale EXF-2481, 1279 nucleotides. RefSeq lists its product as uncharacterized. Bases 133 to 1044 code for a protein of 303 amino acids. The transcript has 3 exons. Gene Ontology annotation, molecular function: phosphatase activity. Lineage: Eukaryota; Fungi; Ascomycota; Dothideomycetes; Dothideales; Saccotheciaceae. The record is from RefSeq and is a predicted model, not a curated record. Gene Ontology annotation, cellular component: cytoplasm.